AUGGAGGAUCUUGAUCGCAUAAGGAAAUUUCGAAGUCAGGCCAGGUCGUCGAUAGCCCGAACGGUGAACGAUCUGAAGACGCUUUUGACUACGACCCCUCUUCCCAGAGAGCAACUGAAGCAAACCUUGACGGUUCUGGAAACGAAGUGGGCUACCUUGAAAGAAAAGGACCGGGAGGUUCAGGGUCUCAUACCGGAGGAAUUGAUAGAGAGCGAGUGUAAUUCCUGCGAUCAAUACCUCGAGUCAGUCACUGCGAUCAAGUUCCAAGUGUGUUCCGCACUAGACUCCACGACCGCAUCCCGAUCUUUGGCUCCCGCAAAUGACGGCGUUAAUGCUACGGGACCUCGACGAUCCUCCUCAGGAGAUCGAGGUCACUCUACCAGAGUCACUCUACCGAAGCUGCGGAUCGACACCUUUAGCGGCGACCUAUCUAAAUGGCAGGGGUUCUGGGACCAGUUCCGUGCGAGUAUUCAUGAAAACGAACGUCUCACUGAUGUCAACAAGCUGAAGUACCUGGUUUCUCUCGUUUCUGGGCCAGCAGCCCGUGCCAUUGAAGGUAUCGCAAUUAGCGAUGAGAACUACACGACUGCCGUGGACAUACUUCAGAAGCGAUUUGGAAAGGACGACCUUCUUGUGACCGAAAACAUGGGGCGCCUUUUCGAGUUCAGGACUGUUCGGUCCAGCCCCGACGUAAAGGGGUUGCGUGAGCUCCACGAGACUGUUACAGUGCGCAUCAGAAACCUGGAGAGCCUAAAUGUUACGACAGCACAAUACGCAAUUCCGCUUCGGCAGGUCAUCUUGAAGAAGAUUCCUAGAGACAUCGAAAUGGACUACCGAACCAAGGACAAAGGCAACUCUUUAUCAUCCCUACUAGAUUUCCUGGAGAAUGAGAUUGAAUGUCGGGAACGAGCCCGAAUGGAGGCAGAUGACGUUCCCAAGCGCAAGGAGCCGACCCCAGCCUCUGCAUCUUCGCUGACAGCAACCGCGUCGUCUGUCUCAGAUCCAGCACCUGCAAUGGCUGCCUCAAGCACCCCUACGUGUGUGCUUUGCAAGUCCGGACAGCAUCGAUUGGAGGGAUGCACUGCUGGUUUGAGCCCUGAGGCAGUACGGCUAAUCCUGCGCCGGGAGGGCAGGUGUUUCCUUUGCGGAAGACAGUCGCACAUAUCGAAGGAUUGCAGGGUAAGGCGGGUCUUGCAGUGUGAUCGCUGCCAUAGACGUCAUCUGACUCAGCUGUGCCCCGGAGUCAACUCAUCCAGCACUGAGCAGUCCCUGCAGUCGUCUCAGUCUACAGCACAAGAGCCGUCGACGGUGCAUGCGUCUACGGGAACUGUUGUGACGUCUCUUUCUUCAUCCUCUGCCGUUUUGCCAGGCGCGGCGGUCCUUCUGCAAACAGCCAAGGUGUGGAUUGAAGGAACUGAUGGCCGGAGAAGUCUCGCACGCAUACUUCUGGAUGGCGGCAGCCAACGCAGUUUUAUUCGACAGGAUAUGUCGACGAAGCUCGGAUGUACACUGCUUCGAUCCGAAGAUUUGCAUGUUGGGGCCCUUGGAAACACUGCGUCAAGCUGCACGAAGUAUCGAUGCGUGCGGGUUAUCUUGCGCAGCCAAUUUUCGGCAUCAUGUAUGGCAAUCGAGGCGGUUGAAUACCCCGACAUCUGCUCCGAUGGAUUGCCUGUUCUCGAUUCGCACUCAGCGCAACACGUCAAGAAUAUGGGUCUACAGCUUGCUGACGAGCCCUCAUGUCCCACCGAUAUUUCAUUAUUGAUUGGAGCGGACUUUUAUUGGGGAGUUGUGACUGGAGCAACCGCCCGUUUAUCAGAUUACCUGGUGGCUGUUGAAACUCUGUUUGGGUGGACGAUUCAAGGCUCAGGCAGAAAUGCCAGCGGUGGUCACUGUCACAUCCCGUCGGUUCAUGUUCUCCAUGUUGAGGUGCACAAGGAAGAUACCAACGUCAUCGACCAGCAACUCUCCGCCUUUUGGGAGUUAGAGCAUUUGGGCAUAAUUGAUCGCCACCAGUCCGACUCCGACGGUGACACUGUCCUACGCAAGUUCCGGUCCACAGCGCAGUUGUUAAACGGUCGUUACACCGUGCGCUUGCCUUGGAAGUCGGAAGCGCCUGAAGCAUUGGGUGACAACAAGAAGCUGGCGGUCCAGAGGCUGGAUAGUACCAUCAAACGAUUACGGAGAGACCAAACGUUGCUGGAAGAAUAUGAUUCCACCUUACGUCAGUAUUUGCGUCUUCAACACGCUGAACGGGUCCUACAACCGGAGUUGGUGGCCGGGCCUCUCUAUUAUAUGCCGCACCACGCAGUCAUCCGAAGGGACCGCGAGACAACAAAGGUUCGAAUUGUGUUUGAUGCCUCGUCGAAGGCUCACGGUUCUCUCUCUCUCAACGAAGCUCUUCACGCCGGCCCUAACCUUAACCCUGACGUUCUGCAAUUGCUGUUGCGGUUUCGAUCUUAUCAUGUGGCUCUCACAGCGGAUAUAGAGAAGCCGUUUUUACAGAUCGUGCUGGACAGUGCUGACCGAGAUUGUUUGCGUUUUCUGUGGUAUGCCACGGCGCCACGGGCAGGCGAACCGUUGCCCCCAGCAGAAAUUUGGCGCAUGACACGAGUGCCUUUUGGAGCCAAGUCCAGUACCUUUCUUCUUGCUGCCACUAUACGUCACCACCUGAGAGCAGCAGAAGAGACAUACCCACGCACGGCGUCCUUACUUUCCAACCAUUUCUAUGUAGACGACCUCGUUGUUGGUAUGCCAUCGCCGGAAGAGGCACUUACUGUUUACCACGAGUCGCGGCAAAUCUUCCGCGACGCGGGCAUGAAACUGGUUAAGUGGACGAGCAAUGAUGCUCAUCUCCGGGCUACCUUUGACGCCGAUGGGACAGGAAGUUCGACCACGUCGCCACUAAGGAAGGUCCUAGGAAUUGUUUGGGAUAUCGAGACACAUGAAAUUCGGCAUCCGUCAAUAUCAGAGUUCCUGGAGCAACGGUCGAAUACCAAACGGUAUCUACUGCAAGCAGUGGCUCGCAUUUAUGAUCCCUUGGGCUAUGUGGCGCCUAUCGUGUUGACAGCCAAGAUUUUGCUACAACGGAUUUGGCUCUCCAAGAUGAGUUGGGACGAAGAACUACCAGAAGACCUGAUGGGAGUGUGGUCGUCUUGGUGCCAGCAGGUGCCUUUAUUGCCUCGCGUCUCGUUACCACGGCGGCUCGGCGGGAAGAUGUCGGAGGGCAGUAUCGCGCUGCAUAUGUUUUGCGACGCGAGUCCGCGAGCAUACGGUGCGGCCGCAUACCUGGUGACGCUCGACAGGGACGGUCAUUACAGUGCGGAUCUUCUUUUGGCAAAGUCUCGGGUGGCCCCGGUCAAAACGGUCUCCUUACCGAGACUCGAAUUAAUGGGUGCCGUCAUCGCGACCAGGCUUAUGAGAUUCUUACAGACGACGUUAUCUCUGUCCACCGUACCCACUGUGUUAUGGACGGACUCUGAGAUAACACUCUACUGGAUUUACGGAUCGACGAACGACUGGAAACCUUUUGUACAGAACCGGGUGUCGGAGAUACGGGCUGGUACGGAGCCUAGUCAGUGGCGCCACUGCCCCGGCAAAGAAAAUCCCGCGGAUCUUCUCACGAGAGGCACUUCAUGCCUCCAAUUGCUGAACAACAGUGUAUGGUGGCAGGGGCCCUCGUGGCUUAUGGAACAAAAGUUUUGGCCUCCAGCAUGGCGUACUCCGGAUGAACCCUGCGUCGAGGUACGAAACGAAACAAAGGCCCAGACGGCGUGCUGCGUACCCAUCUUGGCUACUACUACAUGGAUGUUGCUACAGUUCGCUCCACCGGCUGCUGAGAGUUACCGCUUGGGUGUCAAGAUUCCUGCACAACUGCAGGCAUACCACAGCCGAAAGGAGGGGACCUUUGACGGCCGCCGAGGUAGUUGCAGCGGAAACAUACUGGGUCACAGCGGCACAGCGUCAAAUUUUCGGUUCUCAUCCCGCGGUGCACAAGUCCUUACAAAAUGUGUCUGUCUUCCAUGA
Messenger RNA from Ornithodoros turicata, 4023 nucleotides. RefSeq lists its product as uncharacterized. The record is from RefSeq and is a predicted model, not a curated record. The coding region runs from base 1 to 4023 and encodes 1340 amino acids. The transcript has a single exon. Gene Ontology annotation, molecular function: nucleic acid binding; zinc ion binding. NCBI's taxonomy places the organism in Eukaryota, Metazoa, Arthropoda, Arachnida, Ixodida, Argasidae.